AACGGCACGACACGAUUCACCGAGGCGGGCAGGGCGUGUUGACACGCUGCAUGCAUACAUACAUGUAGCCCUCACAACACGCCGGACGUGCCAUGCGCCGACUGCGAUUGCCUCGCUCGCCGUCCUCUCACUUCCUCAUCCCGUCGUCGCAGCAAGCAUCAGCGACGCGCCUGCCGCAGAAGGACGACCCUUUUCGCCCCCCUUCCAAUCUAGCACCCGCCGUCGAUCGCAUGUCCAUUCGGCCCGCCCACCACUGCCCACGAAUGCAGCCCGACGUCGUCGACACUGCUGAUGCCCUCGCGACGCGUCGUGUGUAGUAUACCGUCUUCAUCAUGGCCGACGGCGGCGUCGUUCCCCAGCAUGCGCCCGCCGUCAAGCCUCCCGCCUCCACAGCGACCAUCCCCAUUCCGACGCAGAAUCCCAAGCGAUUGACCGUCGACACCUUCUCGCCCGUCACGCAGUUCGGCAGCUACGAGUACGACAGGAUCAUCAGGCAGGGACCGGUGCUCAAGCGCACGCGGAGAACCAAGUCUUGGAAGCCCGUCUACAUCGUCCUGAGGGCAAACCAACUGUCCAUCUACAAAAACGAGAAAGAGAGCAAGCUACGCCAUGCGGUCAAUCUCUCCGAGCUCACCGCAGUCGCGCGACAAAAGGACCCCAAGCGGCAGAACAAGCAUGUCUUUGGCCUCUUCUCGCCCUCGCGAAACUUCCACCUCGAGGCCGCGACAGAGAAGGAGGCCCAGGAAUGGGUAGAAGCAAUACGACUGCAGGCACGUAUGGAUCAAAAGGAAGAGGAGAUGUACCUUGCCAGCCCGUCUGGUGCGAAUGCGAGCUAUCGCGGCUUUGAACGGAGCAUCGAUGCCAAUUUGAGCCCAUCGGCGAACGACGUUGUGUCUGGAUACAGCUCCUCCGACGCAGAGGCUCUCAAUACCACUCAAGUCCUGCCACGAACGCGAGAUCGAGCGAGCAUGAACAUGACAAACAAUCGCAAAUCCUCUGCUAUCGAAUACUCGGGGGCCGAGCAUGGAUCGUGCUCCGACUUCUCCGAUUGGGGUGGAGGACCGGCUGCACGCAUGUCUGCACUUUCGCUGUCACACUCUGAGAUACGACCGUCUACCGGCAAUACUCAGCAGAUCAGUCCUGUCUACGGGCAAGCGCCCGGGCGGCCUUCAAUGGGUGUGCGGAAUCCAAGCCAGGUGUCCGGCAUCAAUUUGGGUUCCGAAGAAGGUGUCAAAAAGCAAGCCGUGGCUGAUGAUCCAGAGCGUGUUAUUUACCACGGCUGGAUCUAUCUACUGAAGUCCAAGUCCGGUGUCCGACAAUGGAAGAAAGUCUGGAUGGUGCUGCGGCCGAAGCAACUCGCAGUCUACAAAAAUGAGGAAGAAUACACGGCACUAAUCGUCCUGCCCUUCCCAAGCAUCAUCGACGCUGUCGAGAUUGACGACAUCUCGAAAACAAAGACUGCAUGCAUGCAGAUCCUCACCGAGGACCGGAAUUACCGAUUCUGCGCAGUGGACGAAGACAGUCUCGCGAGGCUACUAGGAGCGCUGAAGAGCUUGUUAUCAAAGCGGAAAGCGAAGGCUGUGCUUCAGCAGCAACAGCAACCUGUCGCUGCCACCUAGCACUGCUCUCGAGCAUUACGACGCCAUUGACGGCUUGACGAUGACGAUACUACAAAUACCCCCUACGAAUCCGUUUGCGAACAUGUCCUAUGCUUUGGUGUACACAAUUGGCUUGGCGAUGGUUAUGCCACGCCGUCUACCGCCACCAGGACAUUCGCGUUGCUAGAAUAGCAGUAUAGUUCAUAACUGCGAAACCUUGUGUAUACCGUUGUCGGUCUCCUGUAGGUUCAUGUGCCCGAGCCCGAGCCAUUCAAAGGAUCUGGCUAGUCUUGGCGAAGAUGAAUAAUGACGUCGCCCAGGGACGAGUAUGCUACUUUCAACGCCCGAAUGUCCGUUGAGAGCGAUGGUUAUCGGUGCGAGGUGC
Cercospora beticola is the source of this 1983-nucleotide messenger RNA. Its product is annotated as PH domain-containing protein. The record is from RefSeq and is a predicted model, not a curated record. NCBI's taxonomy places the organism in Eukaryota, Fungi, Ascomycota, Dothideomycetes, Mycosphaerellales, Mycosphaerellaceae.